AUGACUAGACCACCAAUCACCCCAAAAGUCCAGCAUCCAUAUCCCAUCUACUACUCAAACCGCAUCAUUGCCGGUUUCGGAAGAGGUUCCGCCGAAUUGGGAAUUCCUACCGCAAACGUACCUGUAGACAGAGUCUUCGACAACCUAGAUACCGGCAUCUACUUCGGAUGGUGUCUUCUUUCGCCAGCAGACUGCUCGGAACACGUAGAGAAGACGGAUCAUGAGCGGGAAGUCAACUUCAACUAUGGACACAAUCUCACAGACGAUGAGCUCACGUGUUUGCCCAUGGUGAUGUCUGUGGGCUGGAACCCAUUCUAUCACAACCAGGAGAAAGCCGCUGAAGUGCAUAUCAUGAAGGAAUUCAAGGACACGUUUUAUGGUGCCGAUGUCAGUGUGGUGAUUUUGGGCUACAUUCGUCCCGAGUUGAACUACACCACCAAAGAGGCUUUGAUUGAGGAUAUCCGUUUAGAUAUCAAGACGGCGGAAGAGACCCUUGCCACGCCAGAAUAUCGGAAGUUCCAGGAUACUUUGAUGGUGCAGAACAAAAGCAAGAGUAAGAAGGUGUAA
Messenger RNA from Australozyma saopauloensis, 567 nucleotides. Its product is annotated as riboflavin kinase. The record is from RefSeq and is a predicted model, not a curated record. The coding region runs from base 1 to 567 and encodes 188 amino acids. Gene Ontology annotation, molecular function: riboflavin kinase activity. Gene Ontology annotation, biological process: FMN biosynthetic process; riboflavin biosynthetic process. Gene Ontology annotation, cellular component: mitochondrion. The transcript has a single exon. Lineage: Eukaryota; Fungi; Ascomycota; Pichiomycetes; Serinales; Metschnikowiaceae.